This is a messenger RNA of Python bivittatus (Burmese python), 2405 nucleotides long. It is a transcript of the gene PRSS8, whose product is annotated as serine protease 8. Gene Ontology annotation, molecular function: serine-type endopeptidase activity. Lineage: Eukaryota; Metazoa; Chordata; Lepidosauria; Squamata; Pythonidae. Gene Ontology annotation, biological process: proteolysis. The record is from RefSeq and is a predicted model, not a curated record.
CUCGCGAAGGUAGAGCCACGAACACCGCCUCCCGCCUCAGUGCACCUGCCUGCUGGGCUACCUGGAAGAUCGUGCGCUUGGGCUCCCGUCACUGCUUCUCUUCAGCGGCAGCGUCGUCGUCGCCGCCGAUCCACCUGGACACGCCAUGGAGGGGCUGCGGGGUGGCCUGAACCUCGCCUUGCGCCUGCUGUUGCUCCUCGUCGGCUGCGUCAUGAAAGAGACCAGCACACAAGAAACGUUGUGUGGGGUACCUGCCCUGGGACGGAUCGUGGGCGGUUUCAAUGCUCAAAACGGACAGUGGCCGUGGCAGGUCAACCUGAACUUUGAUGGUCAUCAUGUCUGUGGAGCAACUCUCAUUGCCCCCCAGUGGUUGGUUACAGCUGCACAUUGCUUCCCCAGGGUGAAUCCGCUUGAUAUGUAUGAAGUAACACUGGGGGCCUUCCAGCUGAACAAUCCCUCACCAGACAUCCAAGUGAAGCUAGUGCAGGAAGUGAUUAAGCACCCCAGCUUCAUUGAAGAUGAAGGCUCUCAAGGGGACAUUGCCCUGGUGAAACUCAACGAAAACGUUUCUUAUACUCGGACUGUACGGCCGAUCUGCCUGCCUGCCUCGUCAGUCACCUUCCCGAAUGGCAUGAAAUGCACUGUCACCGGCUGGGGGAAUAUCCUUGCCACUACAACCCUCCCCUCGCCCAUGACGCUACAACAGCUUGAAGUGCCCAUCAUUGGUCUGGAGACCUGUAAGUGCCUGUAUGGAAAGAACCCGGAUCCCGAGGAUCCCCACAUGCUCCACAGUGACAUGAUGUGUGCCGGCUUUGCAGGAGGCAAGAAAGAUGCCUGUCAGGGUGAUUCUGGAGGCCCCCUUUCCUGUCGCAUUGACAACGCCUGGUUCCUGGCUGGUGUCGUGAGCUGGGGAGACAGCUGUGGGGCUGCCAAUAGGCCUGGUGUUUAUAUCCGCACUUCUGUCUAUGCCAACUGGAUUAAGGAAAAUGUUCCAGAAGUGCAGCUCAGUGAAGUGACAGCCCGUAUAGAACCUGUCUCUGAAGAGGGCUUGUGCUCCAAUACUACAAGCCAGGGUGGACCCUAUGAUGACAUCCAAGCCCCACCAGGCUGGAGCAAGCCUCUUGACCCAAACAAUACCUCCAACAAUUCUGGUUCCGCAGUCUGUAUGGCUAGUCUACCACUUCUUUUCCUUCUCCUUCAGAACUUCCUGUGGUAACUUUCCUCUCCCACCCCAAGUUGUGUAGGGAGAGUGGUGUCUUCCUGUUUUUGUACUCAUGGGGAUGGUCCCACUAUUUCAUAGCCUGCUGUGCUUCACGUUUUCUCUUUGCACUCUGGAUGCAUAUAAUGCAGUGUGACUCCAAUUAUGAAAUGGUACUGUUCCUCCAAAGCACAAGUUGCCUCUAAGUCUUAGGUCUUAAUCUAGUAUAUAUCUUGUAAAUCCACCUGCAGCCUUGGUCUAGCGUAUAGCAUUUUUAAAAGUUCACACUUCACUCCUAUUCCUGGCCUUUAUUCUGAGUGUCUAAUUCAUAAUUCCCAGGAACAUCUCCUUUUUGCCCCUUCCCCAUCGCCAGUGACUUGUUUGAUCUUUUUUUAAAUCAUAGUUACAUACAAAUCUGUAAGCCACCUUUGUUAAUACGGACACAAUUUCAUAACUCAGUGGGAGUCUACUCACCUUUUUAUGCAAAUUCCUGAACUGCUUUUGGGUAUGACUAAUCUCUCUGUUCAAUAUUUGGCUCUCUUCUUCAGUUGCAUUCCUCGCAUACAUUUUGAAACAUGAUCGGUUUCAUGACAGGUUCCUCUCUGUCCAGUUCCUCCUUUCCAGCUUAUAAGGUGAAUUUUCUGUGGCAUUCUUCUGUGCUUCCCAACAGUGUUUGUCAAGACAAGGUCCUCCACAAUAGUUUGACUUAUUCAAAGAUCAGAGCUAGGCCCUUUGAAGAGAAUCAGUCAGCUGAAUCCUUUAUCUCUUUCUUAGGAUCUAGUUCAGAUCAUGGGCUGAUGUCUUGCCCAACUCUGAUAAUUCAGAGAGCAGCAUAACAUGCCCUAAAGUAAGUUCUUCUCCCUAAAGGUCACUAUCUUGUCAAGUAGAUAAUUCCAUUAGUAACUUGGGUGAUGGGGGAUUUUCAUAGGUUAGCAAUCCUACUGGCGUGGCCUCUGUUAUGGUAUCCACUUAUGAGGAACAGUUCAAGAAACUUGUUGGAAAAUUAUGAUGCAAUUCUAGAACCACCAGGCUCUGAAAAGGGUAUACUGUAUAUUCUAUGGAACCACUUCCACUAACUUUUGGUUUGCUCGGCCGUAGUCUUUCUUCUGGGCUGCCUAUGACUGACUUCAUGUUUGCUCAUCCCUUCUCCUGGCUCAAAGACUGAUUAAAAGGAGACUCAGCAGAGGUGCUGGGACUUUGAAACCAA